CGGAAUAUGACAGCUGCAUAUUAAUGAGGUAAUUAAUUAAUGAGGAAACGCCCACAAACUGUCACAAGCCAUCGGCGUAUUUCGGAACAAUCUGCACGUUUUCAAUUUUAAUUAUUGGAAUGGCAGUGCUUGGAGCACAACUUGUAUUCAGUCUGAUUGUGUUCAGCUUCCUGCAGAAGCUCUCCAGCUUUUAUUCAUUUGGGAGAUGGCUACUUGCAGGCAGGCUGGUUCGCUAUCUACAUCCAUCAGAUGAAGAAUUAAAGAAAGCAGCAGGGAUACAGUCCAAUGGUAAUUUAAAAGGAAAAGGCAAGCGUCAUGAUACACGGAAAGGUGCAAAUAAUAAAGAAGUUAAAGAGGAAACUUUCACAAUUCCUCGUAGCACACCGAUUUCAUUGGACACAACAAAAGUGGAAGCGAUCGAUCUCAUACAUUUACAUUAUUAUGAAGAAUAUUUGUGGAUAGUUGACUUCGCAUUAAGUGCUGUGAUAGUUUACACACUGACGGAGAUUUAUUACAUGUUUGGACACGCAAACGAGAUGAACAUCAGUAUUAUUUGGUGCUUGUUGGCAAUAGGUUUUUGUACAAGAAUUUUGAUUAGUCAGACUGUGGCGUAUUUCAAGGCUGAAGAUGGUGGAGAACGCAUUCUUAUCGUCACUUUUGGGUUCUUCUGUUUAGUUUUAGCAAUGGGGGUUCUAGUUGUAGACGAAAAUGUGUUAGAAUUUGGACUCGGAGCUGGAUACAAGAAUUUUUCCGAUGGUGCGACGUUAUUGUUGCAGAAGGAAGGAGUUGAAUCUGCAGGCCCUGUACAUUUUUUGACAUUUAAAAUAAUUUUGGCAUUUGUUUGCGCAAUAAUUGGUGCAUUAAUGACAUUCCCUGGUCUUAGGAUGUCGAAACUGCAUCUCGAUUCUCUAAAAUACAGCAAAGAGAACCCCGCAAAACAAAUACUUCUCCAUUUGAAUUUCAUACUGCCUUACGUUAUCUUGUUUCUAUGGAUUAAGCCAAUUGGUCGAGAUAUUUUAUGCGGAUUGAACUGGCGUAUUACAACAAAAGUGUUCAGUGAGUCAGUUUUUGAUAAUUUUAGAAUCGUCACUUUUGCUGUCAUGUGUAUUUUACGACUUAUGCUCCUCCCAACUCAUGUACAGUCUCAUCUGAACUCCGCCUAUGAGAAGGUCGAAAGUAUACGCAAGGAAAGCGGGCGCAUCAGUAACAUUGAAAUAAAAAAGAUGGUGGCAAGAGUAUUUUACUUUGUUAGUGUCGUAGUCAUACAGUAUGUUGUUCCAGUCAUCAUACUGCUGUUCAUGGCAUUUUUGUAUAAAACACUCGGAGAUUAUUCCUGGUCAGGAACAUUUGGCGAGACUGCAGAAAACUACAUUAACUCAUUUAGAAAGGAACCAACAGUGAGCAAUAUAACUUCAUCAACAAAUAAAACAAGAACCAUGUUGGAUGAAGCAGAAAAUCUCUCAGUAGCAUUCUCAGACUUGCGGGCAGUUUUUACGCCUUUGUUUUAUCGAGGAAUUUUAUCAUUCCUUACAUGGUGGAUCUGUGCAUCUUGGACUCUUGCAAUGACUUUUGGCUUGUAUUACCAUACACGGGCAGAGGCAUGAUUAAUGAUAAGGAGAUCUGUUGCUGGAAAAUAUCAUAGUCUGUCCAUAAAGGUGCUCAUUAUUUGCAAGGAAAGAAGUCUUUUAUUUAUGCCCCUUAAAGGUGGUAUAUAGUAAUUGCUUUGUUUGUAAGUUCCUAUGUUUGUCCAUUAAACCUUUCAAAGGGAUUCAAAUGAAACAAAUUCUCAAAUUGUUGUCUUUUAAAUACUAUUGGAUUUUUAGCCUGGUUACAAGUAGAAAAGUGCUUGAUGGUUAGUAACUUUGAAUGAACUUCACCAUUAUAGGUUCAGAACCCCAGAAGGGAUUUACAGUUGUUCUGUAUGAGGAAAUCAUCCAGCUGGUUUAUGAAUGGUCUUUGUUUCUACUCAGGUACUGCAGUUUUAAAGCUGGAAAGUCACUUCACGAUCUAAAUGAUGUUGGUAUUAUUUGAAAUUGAGUAAAAGAAACUACCGGUAGUGUUUUGAAGCAUUGUUUCGGUUUGGUUCAAAGGAAUUAUUGCUUUUUUGCAUGUUGAUGCUGCGUUCCCUUUUGUUUUACUUUUUGUAUUGUUUUACUUAAAAUUGGUUGAUGUAUAUAUGUAAUAUUUAUAUGUUGCAUACCAUGUGUUUCAAGGUCAUUAGAUUAAAGAUAGUUACGCCAUGCCUUAAGUUGCUUAAUGUAUUUGAAAAUGUGACCAGUUACUACACAGAGUCUGUGUAAACAUAAACAUAACAGAACUGUGCAUUAGAUUUAAAGUACGACACACUUAUAAAAAUAAAAGAAACCACACUAUACAUGUUUGUUAUGCCAUUUUUAACAGAUGAUGGGAGCCUCUGUGGCCAAGUGGUUAAGGUUGCUGACCUCGGGUCAUAUCCCCCUCUCAGAUUUGCUUUAGAGCCUCACUCCAGGCGUUUAAUUCUUCAUACGAGGAAGCCACCCAGCUGGCUUACGGAAGGUCUGUGGUUCUACCCAGGUGCCCGCUCAGCACCUGGGGUCUUCCUCCACCAUCAAAGCUGUAAAGGGGCCAUAUGACCAAUAAUUGUGUGGAUACGACUUUAAACAAAAAAAAAUAAAUGGCUGUUACUGGAUGUGAUAGCAGCUCUACAUACACUAUUUAUUUAUUUAUUUAACAGUUCAUAUUUUCAAAUAGUGAUUUCUAGAAUUAGAUAAACAUCAAAUUGUGAAAUAGUUUAGUGAAAUAUGAAACAUCUUUAAGUCUUGCAUAUAGAAUAGUUUAAGUCCAGCUGUUUUGUUGGGGACCUAUGUUGUAGCUGUUACAGUUGAUUUGAUAUCUCGUGCCUCUCGCCUGUAUAACUGGUUUGAGUUUCAUUAAGGUUGUUGUAUAAGGAAGCAAUCCAGCUGACUCAUUGAAAGCAGUAGUUCUACCUAAAUACCUAUCUAUGCCUGAAGUGUUGUUUGGGAUCUCUGUCACUAUUUAAGCUGGGAAGUUGCCAUAUGACCUUAACCUUAUGUGACUAGAGGUAGUGGACCCAUAAUUGCAAUCAGCAAUUUCUGUAAGAUUACAUGUUCUGUAAAUGCAGUUUCAACAUUCCGCGUUUUUUUAUGGGAAGCCAUAUCUUGUGGAGCUAUAUUUCAUCCAAAGAAUUACGAAAUAGCAAACAAAAAAAAUGCGUAAUGAAACGGAAGUUGUUGGUUGUCAUUACUGGUCCACUACCAAACGUGCGUCUCAUUUAUGGUUCAUUAGGCCUAUGUAUACAUGUCUUAUUAUGGGUCAAUUGAAUUAACCUGUUAAAACCAAAACAAAAGUAAGAUAUGAUGUCAGUAUCACAUAUAGUCACAAAUCUUUUGCAAAUGUUUGAUCUGUCAUAAUUUUAUGUUAUUAUCAUACUGUUUUAGAGCUUUAGUGUUUGCAGUUUUAGUAUUUUAUUAUUGCAUGUGAAAAGUUGUAUGCUUAAGUUAGAAUAGUUUUUACAUUUGCCAUAUUUUUGUCAAACGGCAGCUCUUUUAUUUGUGAAAUAUGCAUGUUCGUUAUUUGAUUAUAUUUUUAUGAUUGAAUGAAUGAGGAGUUAAAGUGAAAUUGAAGAAUUGGGGAAGCAAGUUUGUAAUCUGUAGGAUAUACAUGGAAGUGAAAUUGCCAUAUUCUACUGUUUUCUUUUACAGUUUUGGGAAAAUUGUGUGAAUAUUUUUCUUAGAAAUUAAAUGUUUAAAUACCUUUUAAAGAUUAACUUCAUGUUUUUUUUCAUGUGAGACAAAAAACAAACUUACUGACAUUCUUCCUGAUUUUUGUGGCAACACCCUAGAAACUGCACAUUUUGGCUCACCCCUUGCUUCCCACAUACACACAUAUUACAAGACCAUAUUUUUUUUUUAGCUCACCUGAGCACAAAGUGCUCAAGGUGAGCUUUUGUGAUCGCCCUGUGUCCGUCGUCGUCCGUCCAUCGUCAACAAUUUGACUGUUAACACUCUAGAGGGCACAAUUUUGACCCAAUCUUUAUGAAACUUGGUCAGAAUGUUACCCUUAAUAAAAUCUUGGACGGGUUCGAUAUUAGGUCAUCUGGGGUCAAAAACUAGGUCACCAGGUCAAAUCAAAAGAAAAGCUUGUUAACACUCUAGAGGUCACAAUUUUGGCCCAAUCUUAAUGAAACUUGGCCAGAAUGUUGCCCUUAAUAAAAUCUUGGAUGAGUUCGAUAUUGGGUCAUCUGGGUUCAAAAACUAGGUCACCAGGUCAAAUCAAAGGAAAAGCUUGUUAACACUCUAGAGGUCACAAUUUUGGCCCAAUCUUAAUGGAACUUGGUCAGAAUGUUACCCUCAAUAAAAUCUUAUACAAUUUUGAUAUUGGGUCAUCUGGGGUUAAAAACUAGGUCACCAGCUCAAAUCAAAGGAAAAGCUUGUUAACACUCUAGAAGUCACAAUUUUGGCCCAAUCUUAGUGAAACUUGGUCAGAAUGUUACCCUCAAUAAAAUCUUGGAUGAAUUUGAUAUUGGGCCAUCUGGGGUCAAAAACUAGGUCACCAGGUCAGAUCAAAGGAAACGCUUGUUAACACUGUAGAGGCCAUAUUUAUGAUUGUAUCUUCAUGAAAGUUGGUCAGAAUGUUAAUCAUGAUGACCUCAAAGUCCAGUUUGAAUCUGGGUCAUGUAGGGUCAAAAACUAGGUCACCAGGUCAAUUCAAAGGAAAAGCUAGUUAACACUCUAGAGGCCACAUUUAUGAUCAUAUCUUAAUGAAACUUGGUCAGAAUGUUAAUCUUGAUGAUCUGUAGAGGCCAUAUUUAUGAUUGUAUCUUCAUGAAACUUGGUCAGAAUGUUAAUCAUGAUGACCUCAAAGUCCAGUUUGAAUCUGGGUCAGGUGGAAUCAAAAACUAGGUCACCAGGUCAAAUCAAAGGUAAAGCUUGUUAACACUCUAGAGGCCACAUUUAUGACUAUCUUCAUGAAACUUAGUCAGAAUGUUAAUCUUGAUCUUUAGGUCAAGUUCGAAUCUGGGUCAUGUAGGGUCAAAAAGUAGGUCACUGGGUCAAAUCAAAGAAAGAGUUAGUUAACACUUUAGAGGCCACAUUUAUGACCAUAUCUUAAUGAAACUAUCUUGAUGAUCUUUAGGUCAAUAGGUCAGGUGAGCGAUACAGGGCCUUCAUGGCCCUCUUGUUUUUACUUCUCAUAUACCCUGGGUCAGUUAAGCCUUUUAUAAUAUAUCACAGUAUAUUAAUUUUAUUGGGGUGUUGUUGCAGAUGUCAGUCAAAGAAUGCAGAGUUAUUGUUAUCAAAGCUAGUCAGAUAACUUUAUUGACAUAUUUGGGGGGGGGGGGGGGGUUAUCAAAAAACAUUCAAAGUGAUCAUGUUAUGAAGUUAAAUGUUUUUUGAAGGAAAUUCAUGCAAGUUUGGUCAACGUUCAUGUCAUCAAAAUGAUGUCCAGGUCCUAUGUUCACAAAACAUUUUUAGUUCUCAGUUCGAGAUUGAAAUUUUGAUUGCAAAUUUUACUAGAACUUCAAGAUUAAAUUCCAAAUAUGAGACUGACCACCAGUACUGAAUAGUCACUCUGAAUUAGUUAACUUGACUUUUAAUAUGCAAUUAAGAUACAAAUGACGAUGAAAUUUCUUUAUCAAAAUCAACUGAGACUGAAAAUGUUUUUUGAACAUAGGGUCUGAACUAAUGUUCCAGUCUCACUAGUCAAAUGGUCCAAGUUUACUUGUUACAUUUAACGGUUAAGUUACCUACAAUCCUUCGUUGGAGUAUAUCCUUCCAACAACCUAACUCUGCCACUUUGACAGACUCUGUAUUACCCUGAAUAAAUGCUGCAGGACAAUGCAUUUUGCAAAGGGUAUACAUUUGAGCCGUGCCAUGGGAAAACCAACAUAGUGGGUGUGCGACCAGCAUGGAUCCAGACCAGCCUGCGCAUCCGCGCAGUCUGGUCAGGAUCCAUGCUGUUCGCUAACAGUUUCUCCAAUUCCAAUAGGCUUUAAAAGCGAACAGCAUGGAGCCUGACCAGACUGCGCGGAUGCGCAGGCUGGUCUGGAUCCAUGUUGGUCGCACACCCACUAUGUUGGUUUUCCCAUGGCACGGCUCAUUUAAUGACCCAGUUUCAAACAGUUUUCAUUUCAUUUCUAAUGUGAGUAUAGCUAUAAAUCAGACUUUCCAUGAAUUAAUUUUGACUGUUGUUGCCAAAAGAAUGCCAAAAUUUACCUGUAUGUAAAAAUGGGAGGGGAGCAUUUAUGUGAUGGAACAUGGCAUAUUAAAAGGGGACACAAACUCAUCUGUUUUAUAUUCUAGUUGAUAUUGCUGUAUGAUUUUGCUGGUGAAUGUUUUUUAUAUACGGUUAGUUUGUAUCUGGAUUGUUUUAUAUUGUUUAUAGAAAUAAAGAAAAUUGGAUAAUA
Messenger RNA from Mercenaria mercenaria, 6403 nucleotides. Its product is annotated as transmembrane protein 161B-like. Lineage: Eukaryota; Metazoa; Mollusca; Bivalvia; Venerida; Veneridae. The record is from RefSeq and is a predicted model, not a curated record. The transcript is spliced from 3 exons. The coding region runs from base 120 to 1604 and encodes 494 amino acids.